This is a messenger RNA of Porites lobata, 1498 nucleotides long. NCBI's taxonomy places the organism in Eukaryota, Metazoa, Cnidaria, Anthozoa, Scleractinia, Poritidae. The record is from the annotation of a GenBank genome assembly.
CCAACGCCCGUGGAUGGAGGUUUUUCUGAAUGGAGUUCAUGGAGUCAGUGCUCCUGUAAUCAAGUGACAACCAGGAAUAGAAGCUGCACCAAUCCCGCUCCAGCAUUUGGAGGGAGACCAUGCCAAGGGCAUGUAAAGGAAGAUCAGUUUUGUAGUAAUACUAAUUGCCGUAAGUAUGUAACUUUCCUAGAUUUAUAAGUUCAGGAAUCGUGUUAUACAGUUAAUUGGCAUUGUUAUACAUUGUACUCAUCAUCUUUCUUCUCAUUACGGUUAAGAGCCUACAGUUUAUUUAGGAAAGCAGCGCAACCAACAGAUUAGUUAGUUAUCUGCUAGUAGAUUAACGGCUUAUCUUUAGGUUUGGCGCGCAAUACAUGAUUUCCAAGAGCAAUGUAAGACUUUGUCCAUGCAACAGUGUGCGUGUGUUUCGUUAUUUCAAAACAAUGUAUAAUAAAACAAUAUUAGAUUUAGUUUUUGUUUUAUCCACAAUAAACAAGGUCGCGGUUGUUAUCAGCCUCAGCCUUCGGCUUAACUGACAACACUUACCUCGACCUUCAUCACUGUCAAUAUCACAAAAACCUCGUCUAAUAAUUGUUCAUUGCAAAGGUAAACAUUUGGCGGUGACCGUGACAUCAAGUCAUAUCAUAAUGAAGUUGGUAUAUUCGAAGUUGUUAAGGAGACACCUUUUUUCAUUAUAGUCUCCUUUUCUCUCGUCACGCGACGCUUCUCCCCACAAAAACGGCUGCGUGGGAGACUAGCAUUAAAUUUUCGCAACCUUGAAUUAUCAGCAAUUUGUUGUUGAUGGUCACGAGGUGAUGUUAACCAACACCACCAACAAACAAACGCAUUUCCUAAACGCAUGGAUUUACAAUAAUGAUUUGACAUUAUGACACUCAAUGACCUGUUCCAGGUUCCAAGAUAGUGAGGAAAGCUGCCUGAAAGCAAGAGUAGUGGAGCCUAUAAGCACUGUUUUCAAUACCUCAUAGGGUAUACCAUACCUGGUAUACCCUAUGAUUGGUCAAUUUUGACUGUUCGCCAAUCAUUUGCCUUCCUGCGCGCAGAUCCUAACAAACAUGUCGAGCAUGUGAAACCCUCCUACACCGCACCUUUCGACGUUUUGACAUUUGAAAUUUUGUCACGAGAAACUGUUUUUCAAGAAGUGGGCGUAUUUGAAUAUUGGAAAAGAUGCUUACAGGCUGCCCCCUUCUUUCUUCCUAACUUUUUUCGCUCAUUCGCUAUUUUACUGCUUGCUCACUGACCGAAAGUCUGGUACAGGCUUGGGACUCACAUCCUUUCAGGUUCUAACAGUGGUCUUUUUUCUUUUUACGUUGCAGCACCAAAUUGGUCAAACUGGGGCAGUUGGACUACCUGUAGUGCAACUUGUGGAAGAGGUAUAAGGACUCGAGCACGCCUCUGCAACAAUCCUCCACCACCACCUGGUGGUAACGUGUGCUGUGUUGGAUUACCAAUUCAGACAGAAGGGUGCACGGUUCGCGAUUGU